CACAAUAUCGUCUGGGCAAUGAAGUUCCAUCUGCUGCUGAUCUGUGUCGCCAUUUCGAUGGGACCGCUGCCCGCAUCGGAGGCAGGGGUGACGGAGGAGCAGAUGUGGUCGGCCGGCAAACUAAUGCGCGACGUCUGCCUGCCCAAGUAUCCCAAGGUCAGCGUGGAGGUCGCCGACAACAUUCGCAACGGGAAUAUACCAAAUAGCAAGGACAGCAACUGCUACAUCAAUUGCAUCCUGGAAAUGAUGCAGGCGAUCAAGAAGGGCAAGUUCCAGCUGGAGCCGACCCUGAAGCAGAUGGACAUCAUGCUGCCGGACAGCUACAAGGACGAGUACCGCAAGGGCAUCAACCUGUGCAAGGACUCGACCGUGGGCCUCAAGAACGCCCCCAACUGCGAUCCCGCCCACGCUUUGCUCUCCUGCCUGAAGAACAACAUCAAGGUGUUCGUGUUUCCGUAGGAUACCAGAAUACUAGAAAUGCAUCCGCAACUGAUAGAGAUCAGAUCGCAAUAUCCAUUGACCAAAGAGCGCCCCUUUCCCUAAUUCCCCGCCCUAGAAGCCCCAGAUCAAUAAAGGUUAGCCCGAGGGC
This is a messenger RNA of Drosophila takahashii, 589 nucleotides long. RefSeq names its product Odorant-binding protein 19a (gene Obp19a). Gene Ontology annotation, molecular function: dibutyl phthalate binding; odorant binding. The record is from RefSeq and is a predicted model, not a curated record. Gene Ontology annotation, cellular component: extracellular region. Gene Ontology annotation, biological process: sensory perception of smell; olfactory behavior. Lineage: Eukaryota; Metazoa; Arthropoda; Insecta; Diptera; Drosophilidae.